AUGAGAGAACUUCACAAUGAGACAUUCAUGAAUUUGCGGUCACUCUUACGACUGUAAGUAUUAAAUUGGCUUUCUUAGCUUUCAAUGAUUUAGAAUUUUCCUCACAGUAUUUACCUCUAUAAGACUAGCUAGGAAGGGUAUUUCAGCGGGGAAUAUUAUUUCAGAUAAUAGCGCAUUUACAAAAAGUCGAAAGUGCAAGUUUACUUCUUGCGUCAUUCUACUGGAAAAUUUCCGGGAGAAAAUAGGAUUUCGAUCAUGCCCCUCUUCUUCAAACCUUUUCUUAGUGAAUGGGAAUGAUUUAUGCAAACGGAAAAACCGCUGUUCCUGAACUAAAUUUACUAGUCCUAAAUUUAGUUUACCAUUCGCCGGGUAGAUAAAAUGAGGUCAUCAACAACAAUCCAUAAGCCAUCGGUCAUUUAGAUAAUGAUUCAUCAAACGAGACAAUUAUAAAUGAUUCUUUGACUCCUCUACCAAAACAGUUUUUUUGGGAAAACGAUUCGUCGCAAAAAUUUAGAGCUACAUUACGGUCUGAAGACAUCCAAAGAAUGAUCCACGAUUUUAUGAAUACUACAACAAUCACGAGAAAUGUUUACAUGAACCUUGAUGCAGUAGAAAAUAUUCUUACUUCAACCGCAAAACGUUGUUUGAAAAUCAAAACAGCAUAAAAGCGACGUUGCAAAAUAUCCUCGAACAAAAAAUGGUUCGACAAAGAAUGCCGCUAUAAAAGACAUGAACUGCGGAAACUUUCUAAUCAAAACACAGAGAUCCUCUAAACAAUACCCUCAGGGAAGGGUAUCACAACGUCUUAAAGCAAUAUAAAAACCUUUUGAAACAUAAGAGAAACGAACACUAUAGCAAUAAGAUCUGUGAACUUGAAAAUACGGUCGAAAAUUGGAACAAUAAGAGCUUUUGGAACUGUUUGAAGUCAAUGGACGACAAUAUGAAGGAAACCUACACCCAUCCAAUUUCUGAAGAAAAAUGGAUGUCCCACUUCCAGUCUCUGCACUCGAAUGAACCCCUAAUGAACAGCAGGAGGCAAUUAUUAAUGAGUUGCAGAAUUCAAAGGAUAUUACAACACGAUCUCACUCCUUGGAUUACCUUAUCACUGAAAGUGAAAUUCGCACUGCAGCUGGAAAACUCAAAAACAAAAAAAUCUUCUUUUUCAGACAAAAUCAAAAACGAAAUGAUCAAAUCUAGCCUAAACGAAUUAAUGCCUGUUUAUCUAAAACUAUUUAACAGGGUACUCGACUUAGGAACUAUGCCCCAAAUGUGUUGUGAUGGCCUCAUUACACCAAUUUUUAAAUCUGGUACUAAAAGCGAUCCAUUAAACUAUACUAUAAUAUUUAACAAUUAUUCCACGAGGGCGCGUUGGAUAUGAGAUGAUAGAUAGCCAACGAGGCGCGUAGCGCCGAGUUGGCUAUAAUCAUCUCAUAUCCAACAAGCACGAGUUAUUAAAACCGCCCACAAAAUCUCGUUGAAUCUCCCCGACUAGAACAAACCGGAAAAGACAAGGGACUUCCGCUAUUCACAUGUCACACGUCUAUCAAAACUGUCAACGCGCGAACGGACUCGCCUGGACUGCAUGAAUGAAAAAUCAAAACAUUGUAGCGAUGAACAUUAGUUUUUUAAAAACUCAUGGGGAUUCUAGGAUUUCACACAGCAGAACAGCUAAAAAAACCUGGCAGAUAAUGUGAAGGAAAAGAAUUUCUAAGUGACAGCCGUCGAAAUUACUGUGAGUUUGGAUUUUCGGUGCAGUUAUAAAGUAAGAACAACGGAGAAAAACUAUUACCUCGGUCGCUUGUUAUGAAGUUGUUUUUAGCCACAAGCUGGUUUUGCUGAACGAAAAAAGAAGCUAUACCGCCGCCUCGAUUGCUCUAGUGAAUGGCUGCAUAGCCUGUAUUUGUAGCUGGUUACUUGUGAUUUAUAUUCUUGAUGUCGGAUAAACAAGCCGCAGUUACCUAUCGGCGAGUGACUCGAUCGGCGAAUGGCUUCGCGAUCAUGAAGAAACAACACUUGUCUUCUUUCGUAGCUGGUCAAGGUACUUUAGUUCCAUGUGUUUUCAUGUGUUUUUCGACAAACUUUCAAACAAGCUCUUGUGGCUUUUUUGUUUGUUUUUGUUGUUUUUCUUUCGAUGAAAUUGCAUUUCUAGUAUUCUAAGAAAUGAAUUAAAACAAUUUGCUUCGGGCGCCGUUCUAUCCUUCGCGAAAAAAAAUCUCAGUUAGCUUCCAAUUUUAAACUGACGCGUACACCGACCAUAUAUGGAGAGCAUGGUAUAAUAGCUCAUAUACCAUAACGGCUAAGCCAAUCAAAAUACUAGAAUUGCAUUAUCCAAUGAUUCAGUUUUUAAUAAAUUAUAAUAUACUUCACAAGUCUCAAAUUGGCUUUCUAGCAAAUAAUAGAACAGCAGAUCAUGUCCUCACACUUCGAACAUUAAAAAAUAUAUGCGUGUUUUGUUGACUUUAGGAAAGCCUUUAAUUCGGUUUGGCAUGAUGGGCUUCUCUAUAAGUUAUCUAAAAUCAAUGUCCAAGGAAAGUUUUAUAGUCUAAUUACGAGUCUAUACUCGAAGUCUACCUGCUCUGUCAGGAUUGGAAAUAACAGAACGCGAUCUUUACAAUACGCAAGAGGAGUGCGGCAAGGCUGCAUUUUAAGCCUUCUGCUCUUUAACUUAUACCUUAACGAUCUAGCGUUCUCAUUUGACAAUGUUUUAUCAGACCCUUUCGUGUUACCAAAUGGCACCAGACUCAACUCUCUCCUUUACGCAGAUGACUUGAUAAUAUUAUCGCGAUCCAAACUUGGUCUACAAAACUGCCUUAACGUACUAUCUUCAUAUUGCAACUUAUGGAUGCUUAGAAUAAAUCCUAAGAAAACCAAAAUAAUGAUUUUUCAACGAUGCACACGAAAAUGUGAACAUAACUUCCGCACAGGCAGUGAAGUAAUCGACGUUGUCCAAAACUAUACUUACUUAGGAACUCGCAUCAUAAUUAUCUUCCGGAAAUUUUACACUUUCGCUUGAACACCUCCGACAAAAAGCUCUUCAUGCGCUCUUCAGCCUAAGGCGGCACACGGAUUUGAAUGGUCUUAAGCCCUCACUUGCGUGUAAAAUUUUUGACUCGAUGAUUUCACCAAUUCUAACCUACAACAGUGAAGUUUUGGGGUGCUUUUGUUAAAUCAGAUUUUAAGUCCUGGGACAGCUCUGGAAUUGAAAAAAUCCAUUUGCAAUUCUGUAAACGUUAUUUACAAGUACAUAACAAGGCAUCCAACAUUGCUUGUAGAGCUGAACUCGGCAAAUCCCCCAUGAUCAUUGAUAUAAAUAAAAAGAUUCUAAAUUACUUAGACUAUCUGAUAGGUAAAGAUGAAGAUUCUAUAGUUAAACAGGCCUUACAAAUUUCAAUUGACCUUCAUCAUAACGGAAAAACUAGCUUCUACUCUAAUCUCGUGAAACUGGUUGACUACUACCAUCUAAACUAUGACUUUUCCUGUAAUUCAUUGAGUGACUCAAUAGUUAAUCGGUAUAUCGGCAUAAUGAAAAAUAAAUACGUCUCUUACUGGAAUCAGACCCUUCAACAAUCACAAAAACUCAGUUUUUAUUGUACAAUCAAAGACGACUAUAGCCCUUCGCCUACCUAGUUUUAAGAAGAAAAAACCCUUCGAGAAAAGCAUUAUUUCGAUUUAGAAUAAGUAGUCAUCAACUUAGAAUUGAAACAGGUAGAUACGAAAAAGUCCCUCGCAAUGAAAGGAUAUGUUACUUUUGUACAAGUAACAAAAUUGAAGAUGAAAAUCAUUUCUUACUAGAUUGUAAGGCUUAUUCUCAGAUCAGAGACAUAUUUUUCUCCAAACUAGAAACUAAAAUACCUGACUUCAAAUCACUUUCACACGAUACUUUAAUAUCUCUUUUUAUGAAUUCUUCUGAUUAUUUAAUUAACUGUCAAUUAGUUUCAUUUAUCUCGCAAUGCUUUGAAUUAAGACCCAAAUUAAUAUCAAUGAAUGAAUGAAUGAGAACUGUAACGUUUUGUAAUGUUUUGCACGUACUAAUUAGUUGAAUUAGUACUUAAAUUUAGACUAAUAGCUUUUGCAACACUGUAAUUCCUCUAUGGUCAUGCAAAUAAAGCAUUUAGUGCUUUCGAUGGUUAGCAACAAUUUUUUAAACGCUCACAUACUAAAACUAGGCUAACUUAAAUUCCGUAAUUUCACUUUUUGUGUGUCCUUUCUUACAGUGAAAUGCAUUCACACGCGAUUGAGAGUCUUUAUUGGGGUAUGUUUGACAGUUUGGAGUUCCUUACCUACCUGUAAGUAUAAUUGUCUUUAACAUUCCUCCAGCGUUUUGUCUAUAUCGAUUUCUCACCUGCCAGCCAGUUUUCUGUCCCUUACAAGUUACUUCUUUACCGACUGGAUAUCAAUUCUUACGCCUUGAUUGAAAUUGUCAGGUACGUUAUUAUCUUUCUCGAUUUCAGUGACCUGAGGAACAACAAAAUACGUAACUUACCAUCUGGUCUAUUCAACAGGCUUAAGAAGUUAAAAGAACUGUAAGUACGAUUGCUGUGUUCAUAACCUUAUGAAAACACCCAUUUGUCUCCUACUUCAUACUUGAUGAUGGUCUUAUUUAUAAAUUGUGUGAUACACUCACUGAUAGGCGAAGAAGUUGAUUGCUUCCCCGAGCAAUUUCCUAGAACCUUUCUGCACUAAAGGCUAACAGCUACGACAUGUCUGAUGAGGACAUAGCGCUUUAAGGAGGGUUUUCUAUUCGUUUCUAAUAUGUCUGCCCCUUGAUAAUUAUUAGCCCAAGUUCGAUAGAUUAAAAUUUCAAGAUGACUCCGAGGGUUUAAGGACAAAUUGCAAAUUUUUCACGUCUCUAUUGUCUCGCAAUUCCCAUAAAAGACUUGAGCUCAAAGAAAACCAAACCAAGGAUAGAAACAUCACCGAAAGCCUAGAAGUCACAUAAGACUUUUAAUAAACUCGCGCACAGUUUCUUACAUCCACACGACUGACCAAUCUCUUUUAGGGUAUAACCUUUCAGCAGCUUGUUUUAGUGGUCGUGCCCGACGAAUUCCCCGGUUAUCAUUUUUCUCUUUCUCCCUUGCUCCAACCGGAAUAGGUUGGAGUCAUAUGAGAUGCGCAUGUGCGUUGCUGAUCAGUAUUCAACGUGAGUGACAAAGGAAAAAAGGAACAAAGGAGACGGGAGGGAGGGUACAAUAAGGGCAUGUGACUCCUUCGUUCCGGACUGAUGACAAGAUAGAAUGGUAAUCAAACUUCAACUUACAGGUAAGUCCCGUUAAAUGUUAUAAUUCUACCUUGUCAUCAGUCCACGUCACUACGGAGUCACACGAGAUUUCAAAGUCCUGUAGAACGAACUACCCUUCCAAUGUAAACAGUUUUAUUCGCAGAACGUGAUGAACAAAGACAACGCUGUGUCCUAAUUUAAAAAUACUGAGCCGAACUUUGCUUGAGCGGUGUCAACAGGUUUAUCAUAAAAUCUGGAGAAAGUACUCGAAUUAGACCAUCCAGCAUUUUUCAUAAUCUCUGCUAGGUUUAAACCUUUAGCCUUGCAACUGGAUGUGGAUGCUGCUUUGCUGCUAUGAGCCAAGUACUUCUUAAUGUAAAUACCAGCUGCCUCUAAUACUUGCUUAAUCCCCCUAGAAAUGGUAUGUUUUGAUACAGGUUUGAAUGGUUUGACAUAGCUUAACAGUAACUUCGAGUGUCCCUUACGCAACUGUUCUGUGCGAUGUAAAUAUUCCUUUAGAUGUUCAACCACAAAGAGUUUCUCAUCGUUUGGAUAAGCAAAUAAAUCAAUGGGUUCUAGAUGUCUUCCAGGUUUAGUCUGCUUCAGUUUAUCACAUAUAGUUAUUCAGUAUCUGCCGUCCAUUUGUUGAAUGUAGCUGACAUCCAUCUUGUGUAUGGUCUGUCCUCUCUGCCCAGUUGUGAGGCAGAGAAGCAUGGUCAGAUUUAAACUAAGUUCCUUAAAAGAUAAAGAGCUUACGGACUCGAAAGUUCUUAAAUAUUUUAAUACAAUAUUUACAUCGGUAUAUUUGGGCAAUGCUGGUUUCAACUCAAAAAUCCCUUUCAUGCAGCGGACUACUAGUGGGUGUUCUGCAAACUUGACUCCAUCCUUCAGGGUAAGGACAGAGGGAAACCAGAACGCGCAGUGUUUAUAGCACUAUACCCCAUCCCUGCUUUGAAUCAAGAAACAUUGAACUCAAUGCCAUUAGUUAUACCAGGCUCAAAAACAUCACUGUUCCUUUCUCUACAGUACUGUCGCCAUUUGGUAAGGUAAUUUUGGCAUUGCUCGGAGGUACCUUCCCUCUAUGAAGCCAUAAGCACGUCUUUUGCACAUAGUGACAAAUCAUACUGGUUCAAUCCCUCCCGGAUAAGAGACAAACGAGGAAGUUCAACUUGUGCCAGAUUGGAUGAGUUUCCCUCGGAUGGCUGGCCAACUGAAGUAGAUCUUUUCUUGCCUUGGGGUGUACUGGUUUUUCCCUGAGUAACUGAAAAACUACGGGGUACCACGCCUGUGUUAGCCAUUUUGGCAACACACAACCCCAAUUGCUCCCUCGCACUUUAGUUUGCUUAGCACUGUUGAAAUAACACUGAAAGGAGGGAAGGCAUAAAAAUUUAGGUUAGACCAAUCUAGGCUAAAAGCUCAAUGGCAAAGGCCUCUGGGUCAGGUCUAAAAUACACAUAUUUUGGAAAUUGAUGGUUAAUACGAGAGGCAAAUAAGUCAAUAUCUGGCGUGAAAUCUAGUGUCUCAAAGGCAUUACAAAGAGAUACUUUGUCAAGCUGCUACUCAGAUUCUCUUUGGUUUCUUCUGGAUUCAAAGUCUGCAAUUAGGUUAUUUUUCCCAGGGAUAAACGCUGCACUGAUCCAUAUCUGGCGAGCUAUGCACCACUCCCAAAUCUCCCUAACUACAGAAUUACAAGGAUGAGAGUGACUUGUUCCCAUGUGGUUAAUGACAUUCCCUGUCGUAGUGUUAUCACACAUUAUUCUCAUAUGUGUGUUGCUUUUUCCUUUAGCAAAGGUCUGGAGGCCUAAAAGAAUAGCUAACAUUUCCAAAUAGUUGACGUGAUGUUUCGACUCUGAAUGAGACCUGUGGAGACCCGUGCAGAUUCAACCCCCAACCCUUGAGGGAAGCAUCUGUUGUUACUUGAUGUUGGGGAUGUGGGUGGUUUAUCACAUUAUGCAGUUGCGAAAUUGUUGAUCCACUAUUGUAAUUCAGAUUUAGCAGGACUGGAUAGAGACAUCGAGGCAUCAAAAUUGCCCUUUUUCCUGUGAAGGGCUUGGGAUUUUACCAAUGACACUUGCAACUUGUCUUAUAGAUGGAGAUGGGCAUGCUAAUAACUCUGUGCAAACCCUUUGAAAACCAGCGGUUUUUCCCCUGGUAAGCUGUAUUGUCAUUGUUACUGAAUUUGAUACAAACCCCAGAAUUGAAUCGUGAGGACUUGGGUGGGUAUGAAAACAGACUGCUCAGGAUGUACAACCAACCCUAAUUUGUGAAGCAAUACAGUGGUGUCAACAAAAUUUCUGACACAUUUGUCAUAGGUUUGUCCUUGCAAGUAGAGGUCAUCAAGAUGUACGACAGCUAUGUGACCUUGCUUGUGCAAAGAGGAAAGUGGUUUUUAAGGAUUUUAGUAACAAUCUUCGGAGCACAUGACAAACCAUUGGGAAGGCAAGUGAACUCAUAUAAGGUGCUCUCCCAAAAAAGCGUAAAAAAUAGCGAUCUAAAGAUCUGAUGGGAAUGGAAUAAUAGGCAUCUUUUAGGUCAAUAGCAGCCAUAAAACAGUUUUUGGUUACAGGUUGUGUUAUGGUGGAAAGCGCGUCCAAUUUAAAAUAAUAGUGGCUGACUGCCUCAUAAACCUCUUCACACAGUAGCGACAAAGGUUCCUAACCGAAAUAGGGAAUAGUAACGUCUGAAGCAGGCGGCAAAACUAGAGGUAUUUCAGGGCUUGAGACUUGCGAGUGGCGAGAGUGGAGGAGGCAUAAGCGUUGGAAAUUGCCAAGGCAACGGCGUCGUCGAGAGAAUCGGCAAGAUCUAGGAGAGAAGGAGAAGGGGCCCAAUUAGACCACAUAUGGCAAAGGCGGUAUUCAGGGGAUAGAGAUUUUUGUAACACGAGAUAAGCAGUCGGCAAAGACGUUUGCGAGGCCAGUAAUAUGGCGAGAAGUCAGGCGAAAGUUGUAGAUGGCUGUUAACCAGAAUAUUUCACGUAACCAGUCCAUAGCAGCAGGGUUUUUGCACGAACCCUUAUUCAGGAAAGACGUGGCCUGUGUAUUAUCUGUGUGUAAACAAACGUGACAGUUCGCCAAUGCGGAGACCACCUACGGAUUGCUUGUAACGCCGCGUACAGUUCAAGGUAGUUUACGUUCGUUUUUAAGGGGGAACGGAAUUUCGUGACCAGUUGUGAACCCAAUUUUCGGACAUGCGAAGACUCGGGAGCACCGAGUUGUCGGAGGACCAGACGCCGGCAAGCCAAUGAGAGCACCAAAACCCGAAAGGGACGCAUCGGUGUAAGCAUGUUCAACAAUAGCCGAGCAGUAAAUAUUAAUAGCCUUGCCGUUAAACACACGACAAAAGUUUAGCCUGUUAAUAAAUAAUGCUAAAUAAGAGAAUCAGUGGACCUUCACGAGGAAGCAGGUAAAAAAAAACCAGCAGACGUUGGCAAAUUUGAGUCUUACCGAGGAAACUACGAGCAAAGAUGUAGUCGAAAUUGAGAAAUUUUUGCAGGUCGAGCAAAAAUCAAAAAACACUCAAUACAAGACUAAGAGCGAUUUAAACGCACGGAAGAAAUUUUGUGAGUCACUGAAAGAGUCGAGAGCAAUUGAAAACAUACCUGUUAAUGAGCUCGACCUUCUUUUGUCCAAAGUUUUCAUCUCCGUUCGUAAAAAAAAUGGCACUGAGUACGAGCCGAGUACAAAGACGCGUUUGCUGCAGCCAAACUCGAUGACACAUACAAGAAGAAGGUUUCUAAUCCCUCCGUUAGAAAGACCAGUGUUGGACGACUUCUCGAAGCAGACGUUCAGCCAAACUUCGUUGCACAGCUAAGCGAUCACAAAAAUUUGAAAAGCCUCGACAGCUACCAUUCAACAUCUCUGAAGCGACAGCGAGAAAUGUCUGCUAUCCUGAACCGUGAGCCAGGUACAUCCGCUUAGUCCGAAGAAAACCAAGUCGGUACCUCCACUACAACACAGCGAAAUGUCUUCACAGUCCAACAAAUCCAGCGAAAGGCAAUUUUUGCCGGAGCGCAUAUUGACAAGUUCGAAGGCUACACAUUUAACAUCAACGUUUUCUGUGGUGAUCAGUCGAAGAUCGCAAGGCUGAAUGAGAACUGAUCGUUGAGCGAUCGAGGCACAAACCGGCAUUACUUACAUUGCAGUUGCACUUUUGGUCACUUUUCAUAAAUUGUUGUUUCAACCAAAAGCUUUUUCAUUGAGCCUGUAUGAAAAAUUGUGGCCUUUCUGUAGAAAAUCUUCCUUGAGGACUUUAUUGUAGCGGUCAUGUUGGUUUGAACUGUGCUGUUUCCCUUUAUAGGGCCCUGUUUUAGAUGUGGAUGCAAUUUUGCUCGCCUUUUUAGCAUCUCGCAAUUGUAUUGCUAGGUCAUCCCCAAAAAGGUACUGGCUACUGAUGGGUGCUUCAGUAGAACAAAUGGCAGAUUAUUCUGCUUUCAGUGAUGGUUUUACUUCAAUCUCUUCGCAACUGGGCGAGUUGUGUGUUUACAUGCUCCAACAUUGCAAUGGCGUCAACUUAUUGUGCCAUGAUUUUGAUGUUGUCUCCAUAUCUCGGGAUUUACUUUUAUACCCUUUAUGUCAGAGCAGUUUCGACCAAACUUUUAAUUUUUUCGGGGGACAGUUUCUUGUCCCAUUGUUUUUGAGCAACAUCAGCCAACUCUUUCUGGAUUUCGUCACCGGUGGCGUCAUCCUCGUCGUAACUGCUGGCAAAAUCUUGAGGGAACUCUGUUUCCUUAGCGGGAGUUUCCCGCUCUUUUUGACCGAUGGCCGUUGAACGGUCAGUGAGCCUUUGAAUGCCGUUUUCGUCGUCCAGCUCGUCACCACUAGCGUGGAGAUUAAAUUGUCUUCUGUUUGGCUUUUCUAACGCUUUCGUUUGCCUGACUGGCGAGAGUUUCCUUCGGAGUAAGAGUCUGAAAAAAUCCGGGAGGUCGGAUGUGGGCUUUCGUUUUAUGCUCGGGGAGCGUUCGUCUGUGCCAGGAUCAUACAAUUUUGCUAACAUGCAAGCCAUUUUACCCAUGUUAUUGCUUAUAUUAUCCAGGGAUUUAGACAGGUCUUCGCCAUUAAAGACAUGAACCGAAUUUUCCUGACUAGGAGAGCUGUCCGCAGUGUCGGCACAAUGGGUCGUUGGCGUGAUAUCUUCAUCAGACAUGUUAGGAGGAAAACGACCAAACUGUGGAGAAAAAAACUGGGAAGUCACCAAAAACUGCAGGUUACCUUCCUUCCCUGGUAGUAUACUGUAAAAAUAAAGCGAUAAUGUUGAAGAUUACCCUUGAAAAAAGGCAGAAAUCGCUCACAAUAUUGUACUUUCCAGUGAAACGCAAAGCACACUGAUCAGCAACGGGCAUGCGCAUCUAAUGUGACUCCGAAGCGACCUAGACUGAUGACAAGGUAGAAUCCCUGCUAAAUUUUGUCACGCUGGGCCCACAGUAAAUCUUCACAUGGCUUCGCCGCGACUGAAAUCCUCGCUAAAGGAUAUCAAAAUUAUACAUGUAUUCCUCUUUCUGUAAACAGUUCAUCCCUACCAGUAAAACAAUAUGAUUAGACUUUUGUCUUCACAAAGUUCGCUUGCCCAAACUGAACCAUGAUAUCCUUCCUGUCUACCGAGGUCAGGGUGAAAUAACAGAUCGGCCCACUCUAUCGCUGUUUAGCCCAUGCAAACAGAAAUUAAUAAUAAUAGUAGGAGAAUUUUCAUUGAUAUGCUGCACCUCUAUGGCACACGCGCGCAAUACUAAGAUAUGGGUGAAAAUAAUUUCCGCGUAUGGGAAGAAGUGCAGCAUAACCGGGUUUUCGUCGCUGAGGGGAGGAGGGGGGGGGCAAAAAACGCAAGUAUAUAUGCCCUCUCGGGGCAUGAACGCAUAGAAAAGCGAUCUGAUAAGUGAUCCCGAUAUUGGCAAAACAUUUAAAUACCACGCUCAAUACGGCAGGGGUAAUGCAAGGGUCCCAGGAGGGAAAACGUGCUAAAUUAUGAGGCCCGCGUGCCCAUUUCGGAGCAAACAUAUCAAUGAAAAUAGUAGGAGAAUUUUCAUUGAUAUGCUGCACCUCUAUGGCACACGCGGGGAAUACUAAGAUAUGGGCGAAAAUAAUUUCUACCCGAGCGCCGAAUGCCGCCACUAAGCCAACAACCUUAGAAAAACCGUAAUAUUCCCCCCAAUCUCAGAAGCUCACCCUACGGGAACAGCUCUUGGAGACGUCAGUGCCGUGUGAUAUGGCCAAACACGCCGCACGAGAAAACAACCUGGCGGCAGGUACAAGAGUGUAAAGAAAUUUAUCUUCCCACAGACUUCUGCAGAGCCUUAGAAAUAUCGUCUUGUGGCUAAGCAUAUUUUCUUGAAAAGAAGCAAGUUUAACCUUCUUAUCUAGGGGCAUUAAAAACGUAGUGUGAGGAAAAUCUAUGAUAUACCACAGAAAAACCGACGUUUGCGUGGGAACAAGGGUCGACUUGCCAAAGCCAAAGAAAUAGCCGAGACCGAUGACGGAGACGCGAGCGGCAGUGUUCAUGUUCGCUUUUAUUUUUCACUGCCGCUCAUUUUCACCUUGCUGGCCGCUAGCAUUUCUCAUUUUCUCACCACCGCUUUGAAUUUCCAUGUUUUUCUUCCUACGAAUUUUCAAUAACUCGCUCUAGCUCUUNGGCCCGCGUGCCCAUUUCGGAGCAAACAUAUCAAUGAAAAUAGUAGGAGAAUUUUCAUUGAUAUGCUGCACCUCUAUGGCACACGCGGGGAAUACUAAGAUAUGGGCGAAAAUAAUUUCUACCCGAGCGCCGAAUGCCGCCACUAAGCCAACAACCUUAGAAAAACCGUAAUAUUCCCCCCAAUCUCAGAAGCUCACCCUACGGGAACAGCUCUUGGAGACGUCAGUGCCGUGUGAUAUGGCCAAACACGCCGCACGAGAAAACAACCUGGCGGCAGGUACAAGAGUGUAAAGAAAUUUAUCUUCCCACAGACUUCUGCAGAGCCUUAGAAAUAUCGUCUUGUGGCUAAGCAUAUUUUCUUGAAAAGAAGCAAGUUUAACCUUCUUAUCUAGGGGCAUUAAAAACGUAGUGUGAGGAAAAUCUAUGAUAUACCACAGAAAAACCGACGUUUGCGUGGGAACAAGGGUCGACUUGCCAAAGCCAAAGAAAUAGCCGAGACCGAUGACGGAGACGCGAGCGGCAGUGUUCAUGUUCGCUUUUAUUUUUCACUGCCGCUCAUUUUCACCUUGCUGGCCGCUAGCAUUUCUCAUUUUCUCACCACCGCUUUGAAUUUCCAUGUUUUUCUUCCUACGAAUUUUCAAUAACUCGCUCUAGCUCUUUCUCUGUUAUCCACGUUAGUGUACACAUAAAAAAUAACGCCGAAAAAGACACGACCUUUUUCUUUCUAAAAGUCCGGGCAGCCAGGUGAUUUCCUUCCAAAUAAAACCUUGAGUUGCAUUUGGGUUCCCAUACCUGUUGAUUGAGUUAUUUUACAUUGAUAUGCCUGUGGUUCGGACGGACGGUCGCUCGCUCGAUCGCUCGCUCAAAAUUUCUCAUGACUCCAGUGUCUCGCAAUUCCCAUAAAAGACUUGAGCUCAAAGAAAACCAGACCAAAUAUAGAAAUAUGACCAGAAAGCCUCGAAGUCACUUUAGAAUUUUAAUAUAUCGAGCAUGGGCUAAAGCAAACUCGCGCACGGUUUCUUACAAAUUGCUGAAUAAUCGGCUUUUGAGUAUAACCUUCCAGCAGCUUGCUUUAGUGGUCUUACCCGACGAAUUCCCCAAAUACCAUUUUUCUCUCUCCCCCUUGCUCAGAGAGCGGAAUUGCUUGGAUAUAGUACCUCUUAUCCACUGCUUCUUUCCUUGCAUCCUUCCAUUGUGGCACGAUAUAUGCUCUUCGGAUUAAGCCAAAAGAGUUUUGUCGCGUACCUAGCUUGUGUCUUUGCCUACUUCUGUUACUUUCCUUAUCCUGUCUAAGUGCCUGUUUACAUAAAGGUGGGGGACUCCAGUUAGGUGAGGUAGCUGGGAUUGGGGCUAACCAUCAUGGUGGGAAGACGCUAUUUUUAAGCUCGUCAAACAACGAUGGCGAUAGUGGUGUUGUGAAGUAAUAGAAAUGGGUCUGGUUAUGUUCUUUGGCAAGAGAACUAGAAGUUUGUCUUAUGAUUCGUCAAACCGCAUUCCCACGACUUAAAGUAUGCCAAAUGCGAAGGAGAAGACGCGCCCACGUGGGUGUAGUUCUUCGGUUACAGAUGAAGGCUCGAAGAUUCUAACCGACGUGGGCGCUUCUUCUCCUUCGCAUUUGGCAUACUUGAGGUCGUAGUUUUUUGUAUUUUAAUAAACUUGAAUUUCAUUUUUAAAUAAUUUCGUGUAGUCCAAUGUUUUGCACAGUAAACACCAAAAACUGCAAAAAAAUUUAAAACUAGACAACGAUACAUCACACACACUGGUGACAUUGCUAAUACACACACCCCAGAACAUUUUUCCUUUAUUUACAUAUAAAACAAUAUAAUGUAGAUAUGCGGCGACAGAAUCGUGUUCUCAUAUGAUCUGUAUUGCCCCAUUGCAUAUUGUGGGUCAUAAACUUAUCGUCUGAUUUAGCAAUCAUUGUCACAAUUAGGGUCUACAACAUACCCUUACUUGUGCUAAUUCUGUUGCUUGCAGUGGGCGUAAGCGUGUUUUCCGAACUCUUACUUAUAUACCAUUUUUUGCAACUUUCCUGAGGUCCCUUAAUAAUGUACAUUUUCUAAUUCUUCAGAGAUUUUUCUGGCAACGUGAUUAAAGAGCUUCACAAUGAGACAUUCAUGAAUUUGCGGUCCCUCUUACGACUGUAAGUAUUAUAUUGGCUUCCUUAGCUUCCAAUGAUUUGGAAUUUUCUUCACAGUAUUUACCUCUGUAAGACUAGCUAGGAAGGGUAUUUAUUUAUCAUUAUUAUUUUUUCUGCUUCUUUCUUUCUUAAGUAUAGUUAAGGUGUAUAGUUAUUGUAGAAGAGUUGAUGUGUUUAAAUUGCUGGUAAAACAAUUUUUGUUAUAAACAUCCCCAUUCAAUAAAAUAUUAAAAAGAAAAGGUAUGUGAGGUAGCCCGCCUGUCAAUAAAAUCUCUCAUUUUAAUCGGAUCAUUUUUCUUUUUCAGAGUUUGUUUCAUGCGCUCUUUUAAUUACAUGGUUUAGAAACUUCCUGUUAUUCUUUGAACCCAAUUUCAUUAAUUUGCCCAUCAGCAAGUAACGGGGUCUAUGUUUUUACUAGUCAGUUGUUUUUAAUCGGCCUUUAGUGAUUUUUAUAUUGCUUAUUUUGGUUUGUUGUUUUUUAAAAGGAAUUUAGGCUCUAAUAGACUGCAGCGUUUACCAAAAGACAUUUUCAAAAAUCUGAGUACUUUGCAGGAACUGUAA
Molecule: messenger RNA, 14540 nt
Organism: Porites evermanni
Lineage: Eukaryota; Metazoa; Cnidaria; Anthozoa; Scleractinia; Poritidae
Source: the annotation of a GenBank genome assembly